This is a messenger RNA of Helianthus annuus (common sunflower), 3386 nucleotides long. RefSeq names its product dual specificity protein kinase splA. Gene Ontology annotation, cellular component: cytoplasm. The coding region runs from base 499 to 3267 and encodes 922 amino acids. The transcript has 9 exons. Lineage: Eukaryota; Viridiplantae; Streptophyta; Magnoliopsida; Asterales; Asteraceae. Gene Ontology annotation, molecular function: ATP binding; protein kinase activity; protein binding. Gene Ontology annotation, biological process: protein phosphorylation; signal transduction. The record is from RefSeq and is a predicted model, not a curated record.
AGUGCAAGUGAAGUUUUUUAAUAUUUUUUUUUAAUAUUAUUAUUAUUAUAUAAUAUAAACAUGACUUUCAAUCUAUAUCUAUAUAAAUGAAUGAAUGAAUGAAAGAGAACGAUAUUGUAGCAGGCUUGAUCGUUUGACUCAAAAAUCCCACCAAAAAACUCCCAAAUUAACCUCUAGGGUACACUGAGACUCACUGCAGAUCACAAUCAGAUGUUCCUUCGUUGAAUGAAUUAAUCGGUUCCAAGCUCAUUAGUGCUUCCUAAAGUUCUUCAUCAAAUUUGUGCGGUCAGACUCAGAGUUUAUUUGAUUAUAAACGCGAUAGUUGACGCUGUGGUUAUCCAUAGCGAAACCCAUUCUACUAUAAUCUUAUAGGUUCAAGAGUGAGUUAUCCUCAUGUAGGAUUCCAUUCAAUUUCCAUGGUAUUCUGAAGUCAAGAUUUGUCGCAAUCAUUUUUGACUAUUUGGAGACAUCUAAAUAGAUAAGUUCUGGUGUUCUGCAAUGGAGCACUCAAAAUCUGAUAACCAUAUUCAGUUCAAUCCAAUACAACCCGAGAAUCUCAGCUCUAUACCGUCAUCUCAAAGCUUCCAAAAUGCAAACCCUAGAGCUGCUUCAGUGAAACCCGGGUUGAAUUUUUCCAUCGGAACCGGUGAAGAAUUUUCCCUAGAAUUCAUGCGGGACCGCGUCAACCCUAGGAUGCCAUACGUCCCGUAUCCUGCAGGCGAUCCUAGCCAUACAUCUGGCUACUUGGAACUAAAGGGCACCGUAGGCAUCCGUCAUACCGGAUCUGGAAACGGGUCGGGUGUAUCUAUGGUUAAUAUUAUAGAACGAGGUUCAAAUGCUUCAUCAGAGUUUAACAGUACACAUGGAUCAGAUAGUUCAUCAAAGAUUAAAAUCCUGUGUAGUUUUGGCGGGAAAAUAUUACCGCGCCCAGGUGAUGGAAAGCUUAGAUACGUUGGAGGAAGUACACGGAUAAUUCGCAUAAGAAAAAAUAUAUUUUGGCAAGAAUUACGCCAAAAAAUAUUGGAAAUUUAUAUCGACACUUACGCGAUUAAAUAUCAGCUUCCCGGUGAGGAUCUUGAUGCUUUAGUUUCGGUUUCUUGCGAUGAGGAUUUACAGAAUAUGAUAGAGGAAUGUAAUGUGUUAGGUAUAGGAGAAGGAUCACAAAAACUUAGAUUAUUUCUAUUUUCAUUAAGUGAUUUCGAUGAAAGUAAUUUCAGUCACGGUAGUUCUGGCGGUGAUAACGAGUUUCAGUUUUUGGUUGCUGUGAACGGGAUGGAUAUGGGUUCAAGGCGGGAAUCGGGUAUGCAUGGAUUGAUGACAUCAUCAGCUAAUAAUCUAAGUGAUCUUGAUAACCAAAAUGUUGCGAGUGAACACGUCACCAAUCUAGAAACUUCUGUUCUACAUAAGGAGGGGACAUCGGAGAAUGUUAGAUCUUCGAGAGAUGACUUGGCAUCACCAGGUGUCCUACCUGGCGAAGGAAAGCUUCCUCCAAAACCGAAAAUGAACGAGGGCAGGCCUCAAGACCUGAUACAUGCAAAAGCUGCUGCAUCUAAUGAAAAUGAUUCUGAUACAUCUGGCGGUGUUGUGGGUCCCGACAACUCGGGGUCUGAUCUUAUUGAUUUGAGUUACCUUGAAUCGCCUUCACGGGUUUAUCAGUCUGAGAGAAUGCCACGUGGACAGUCAGAGAAAAGUAGGUUGACCAAGUCAGACAACACCCAUUUACAAUCUGAUGUUGAUCCAAUAUCGGAAUCAGUUGGAAGUUUGCAUACUGAAGAUUUACAACCUCAAGUUACCCAUGGUGGACUGGUCAACUAUGAAAAGUCAACCGAGGCACCAACCGUAAACAAUGGUUUGGUUCCGGAUACCGGAAAUGACCAAUUUCCUAGUGAUUUUCUUUCUGAUGCAUUUGCAAGAGCAAUAUCAGAAGAUUCACAUGGAGUUGGACCAAUCGGUGCGCUACCGCAAGAUGGUAUGGGAUUGAGUAUGAACAUUGCAAAUCACGAACCGAAACAUUGGUCGUAUUUUCAGAAAUUAGCACAAAACGAGCUUCAAAAUAAGGAUGUUUCUCUUAUUGACCAAGACCAUCUUGCGUUUCUAUCUAAAUUUCAGAAUGCUCAAGAAGAAGCCUCUGUGGGAUAUAAUGUUUCACAGUUUCCUGAUGACGUGGAUUCCCGUAGCACUUUCGUUGAAGGUGAAGAAAAAGAAACUCAUGGUUCAGAAUCCACACGUAUGCAACCACAUUACAAUCCAUCACAGAUGGAAAACAGUGAGGAUGUGCAGCUUGAUGAUCUGCCAGAAAACUUGAGAAUGCCGUACUCAGAGUACAAGACUGAAACAAGGAAUGAUGGGCUACCGUCUAUUGAUCUCUCUUUAGGCGAUCUUGAUAUUAGUUCUUUACAGAUUAUAAGAAAUGAAGAUCUUGAAGAAUUAAGGGAACUUGGUGCUGGUACCUUUGGUACUGUGUACCAUGGAAAAUGGAGGGGAACAGAUGUUGCGAUUAAACGCAUUAAAAAAAGCUGCUUUGCUGGUGGCCGCUCAUCUGAGCAAGAAAGAUUAACAGUGGAGUUCUGGCGGGAAGCUGUAAUUCUCUCAAAGCUUCAUCAUCCAAACGUAAUGGCAUUUUAUGGUGUAGUACAAGACGGGCCAGAUGGAACAUUAGCUACUGUCACAGAGUUCAUGGUUGAUGGCUCACUAAGACAUGUCUUAGUUCGUAAAGAUAGGCACCUUGAUCACCGCAAGAGGCUUAUAAUUGCAAUGGAUGCAGCCUUUGGAAUGGAGUAUUUACACUCCAAGAACAUCGUGCAUUUUGAUUUGAAAUGUGACAAUCUUCUUGUCAACAUGAAGGAUUCUACACGCCCUAUAUGCAAGGUGGGUGAUUUUGGGCUGUCGAAAAUCAAGAGGAACACUUUGGUUUCGGGUGGAGUUAGGGGAACGCUUCCAUGGAUGGCUCCGGAGCUGCUGAACGGUGGCAGCAAUAAAGUUUCCGAAAAGGUUGAUGUUUUCUCAUUUGGGAUCGUCUUAUGGGAGAUUCUUACUCGUGAGGAGCCGUAUGCUAACAUGCACUAUGGUGCAAUCAUAGGGGGCAUUGUGAAUAACACGCUCCGACCCACGAUUCCAAGUGAUUGUGACCCUGAUUGGAGAAGGCUAAUGGAGCAGUGCUGGGCCCCAGAUCCUGCGGUCAGGCCAUCCUUCACUGAAAUAACAAAUCAGUUACGGGUAAUGUCUGCAGCCUACCAAAAUAAACCCCAUGCUCACAAGCAGUCUUAGAUUGCUUCUUUACCUGUCAAAUAUAUAAACAUCGUACACUAUGCUUUAUCAUGCUGAAACCCAAAUUAUUGUUAUUAUUAUUAUAAGUAAUAUAAUUAUUGUUAUUAUAUUUGUUGUUA